This is a messenger RNA of Linum tenue, 297 nucleotides long. Lineage: Eukaryota; Viridiplantae; Streptophyta; Magnoliopsida; Malpighiales; Linaceae. The record is from the annotation of a GenBank genome assembly.
UCGGCCUUCAUCCACCUUGCACGGCCAGGCGCACGACCAUGCAAGCUUCAAGCCUGCCCGUGCAUGGCCUCGACAUGAGGUGCACAGCCAAAUGGCUCAAGUGCACGGCCGUGCAGCCUCCUGGUCUGCCUGUGCACUCCCCAAACAGCUCGCCCUUCGUCCGUUCUGCGUCCAAUCGACCCCAGACUCGCUCCUAAGCCUUCAUUCACGUACUAGGACCUGAAAUAACACAAACAAGCACAACCUAGCGUGAAAUCGGCCUAAAACACGAGAAUCAACACCUCAAACGGUGUAAGU